Messenger RNA from Dama dama (fallow deer), 996 nucleotides. Its product is annotated as collagen alpha-1(I) chain-like. The record is from RefSeq and is a predicted model, not a curated record. The coding region runs from base 1 to 996 and encodes 331 amino acids. The transcript has a single exon. NCBI's taxonomy places the organism in Eukaryota, Metazoa, Chordata, Mammalia, Artiodactyla, Cervidae.
AUGCUCGCGGCGGCCGAACCGGCUCGGCGGGCAGCGGGCGGGGACGCGGGGGCGCGGGCGGGCGGGGGGCGGCGGCGGCGGGGGCGGGCGGCCGCGCGGGCGGGCGUGUCUCGGGCCCGCCGCCCGCUCGUGUGCACGGUGCGUGUGUCCGGGCGGCCGUCCGCGGGCGAGUGUGCGGCGGGGCCGCGGGGGCCGGCGCGGCGGGGAGCUCGCGGAGCCGCGCGGCGGGCGCGCGAUUGGUCCCCGGGGGUCAUGUGCCCGCCCUCUGACGUCAAUGGCGGCAACGCCGGCCGCCGCCGCGGCUUCGGCCUCGCGCGGGCGGGGUCCGCCGGCGGGGGGACGCGGGGCGGGCGCGGCCGGGCGGGAGCGGCGGCCCCGGGGCGGGGGGCGGGGGCGGCCUGGCCCGCGGGACCCCGGCGCCCCGCCCGGAACCGGGGGCCGGGGGCGGGGCGCCUGACGUCACGCCGGGCCGCGCCCCCCCCCCCCCCCCCCCCGCCGCCGGUGCCCAAGCGGCCCCGGCCCGAGAGCGGUCCGCGCGGGUGGCUGGGGCCGGGGCCGGGGAAGGUUGGGCCGGAGAUGCUGGGGGAGGGCUGCCCGACCUGGAACCCCCAACCAGCUCUGGCCGCCCACCUGGAUGACCAGGUAACCCUCCACCCCCGCUCAGCUCUGGCCGCCCACCUGGAUGGCCAGCUGACCCCCCACCGUCGCCCAGCUCUGGCCGCCCACCUGGAUGGCCAGCUGACCCUCCACCCUCACCCAGCUCUGGCCACCCACCUGGAUGGCCACGGGACACAGAUAUUCCCUCAAAUUGCAAAUGUCCCGUCAAGUAUCCGAAUAAUGAGCCACACAAGCCCUGGCUCAACCAGUCGGACUCCACGGGCCUCCUGGUCAUUUACAGAUGUCUGUCUGCCCUUGGGGUCCUCAAGCUUCUCGGGGGAGGGGACAGGCUCCCCAGCCACCAUCCCCCCUCGCUUCCCUUCUCCUCCUGGAGUCUGA